This is a messenger RNA of Cladocopium goreaui, 570 nucleotides long. The record is from the annotation of a GenBank genome assembly. NCBI's taxonomy places the organism in Eukaryota, Dinophyceae, Suessiales, Symbiodiniaceae.
AUGAAAACAAGGCGAAGGCGUCGAUCCCGAGUUCAUCUCCGACGUCUCCGAGCUCCAGACCGACAGAGCUUUGGGCGCCAUCGCUUGGAAGUUAUGGCCAUCCAGAGCUGUGUCGUCGGCCUUGUCUUUCUUUUUCAGAACAAGGAGUGUUUGAAAGGUGCCAGCUGCGAUUUCUGCCACGCCGAGCACAAAAAGGUCUCGGGCCUCGACAAAGCACAACGUAUGGUCAUGAGUCGCCUCUCGCACUCCGACAAGCUCCGCAUGCUUCUUCCAUUUCUACGCUCGAAGGUGCAGGAUGGCUGGCAGGAAGCCGAAAGUGUGUUGGAGCUUUUGCAAAAGUCUGGUCCUUCAGCUCUGGAGCUUCCCGAGCUACCGGGGCUACCAGAACGUCCUGGGCAUGUCCUGGAAACUGCGUCGAAGGUGUUGACACGGAUGUCUUUGAUGGCUUUGCUGGGAGUUUUGCACAAGUACAUCACAGAGGAACCCUUGGCGCAGCAUCUGAGCCAAGCCAUUGCCGACUUGCGGAAUGGAAUAGCCGAGGGAUACCGUAACCUGCCGCAGAACGAUUGA